AGCAGCUCGUUCGGUGUAUUGCCGCUCUCGCCCAGCGUGGCAAGACCAGGAAGUUUUUUAACUGUCACUGGUUGCUUCCCGGCUUUCUCUCUCUUUACAGAAUGCUUGAAAGCGGCGCGGGAAAAGCCCGCCUCUCCUCGGGAUGGCAAACGUCGGUUGCGCUGUGACGUACGCAUGCAAAGCGCGAAGGAGGCAAGGGUCGAUUAGACGGCGUCGAUCGCGCCUUCGCCGAGGAAGGUGGCGAAGCCUCGCUAUCCGGCUCCUCCCCCGCGCAGUCGAGUCCGGUUUCCUCGUCAGUGUGCCUGGCCUGGCACGAUUGCUCUCGGCUGGGGCUCGAUCUAUCUCCGGCGCCCGGAGACUCGAGCCAUGACGAAAGUGCAGCUCUCGUCAAUUUUACUGGCUGUUCUGUGCCUCGGCGUCGAAGGCAGCAAGGACUACAACAUUGGUCUCUGCAGCAAGACCUUCUUCAGCUGCCAGUGCGGCACACCUGGUUACACGCUGCACGUAACCGUCAAACAGUGCACCUACGUUCACCGGUGGCAAUUCAAGUGCCGGCCGUGCAGCAAUCGCAAGCCCGAGGAAGUGUGCCCCAUGCUCAAGAACUGCAAGGAGUGCAAUGACGACGCCAAGAGCUGCGCCACGUGUCCUCCCGGCCGCUACGGCCAAUGGUGCGAGGAACGCUGCCAGUGCCAGAACGGUGGAACCUGUGACUCUAAUACAGGAGCCUGCACCUGCCCGCCCUCCUUCAUCGGCACCCACUGCGAGCAGUUUUCAGGAUGCAUGCCGCCUCAGAUAGGCGCCAACGAGCAGGUGACUCUGGACCACCCCGAGACGCCGACGGUGUCCUACUUCGCCUGCGAGCGCGGCUUUUACCUUAUGGGCGCCACCACCGCCACCUGCCUGGGGAACGGAGUGUGGAGUGAACCGAGCCCUAAAUGCGAACGGCUAUCCUUCUGUCCUGACCUGGGCCGCGUGGUUAACGGCCGCCUCAAGGAGCGGCGCAUUUCCUUCCUGGCGGGCGGUGACAAUGCUUACGCCAACGGCAGUUCUGUCGAGGUGGUGUGCGACGAUCGUUACGACCUGGUCGGGGAGUCCGUGCUCGAGUGCAGAGACGACGGGACGUGGUCGGCCAGCAUUCCCACCUGCGUCAAAGUCUCCGAGAACCAUGUCAACUGCGAGACCAAAGCACUGGACAUUGUUUCAUCGUACACCUCACCAGUCAGGGUAUACUGUCCACCGGGGUGUGCGCAGAGCGGCACGGUGAUCGGCAGCGUUGUCUACCACCAGCUGUCGGCGCUUUGCCGGGCGGCUGUGCACGCGGGCCGGCUCAACAACGCCGGCGGAACGGUGGCACUGGUGUCCAGCGGUAACUUCGCCGACUUCGGUGCCUCCCUAGCCAAUGGUGUCAACAGCGUCAGGUCGCAAGAACCAGCUCCCGGUUUCACUUUUGUCGAAGACAGAACAUCUAAAGUUGAAAAAGGUUGCCGGCAAGGUUGGAAACCUGUGGGUGACUCUUGCAUUCUUGCCACCCGUCACAAGCUCAGCUAUUCCCGGGCCAAACACUACUGCAUAAACUCCGGGUCCAGGCUGCUGCAGUUUCGUGAGGACGGGUUUCCUGAUUCCUUGCUCACUUUCCUCAAGGCUUCCAAUGUCGGCCUAUCCUGGGUGCAGGACAUCCCGGACGAGGACCACGAUCAGAGACUCACCGAGCAGCGCCACAGGCGUCGGUCGGGAGGAGACAGCGGCGAGUGUUUCGUAGUCGAUCCGGCAUCUGAUAUGCGAGCGAAUGCCGUGCGCUGGAAUCCCUGCGAGGGGACGCACGGUGUCGUCUGCGAGAUGGACAUGGGUCAGUUUCAGGCAUUUUGCGACGACCCUGGACCUCUGGAGAACGGCACUGCUGAGGUGAUGAACCAAGUAGUCGCCGGAAGAAUGGUCGAGGGGACGCAGAUUGCGUACCGCUGCUACGAGCUGCACUACCUGGUUGGUGAGCGCCUCAUCACCUGCCUCCGGAACAGGACGUGGACAGCAGCGAAGCCACGCUGCAUGAAACUGACAACGUGUCUGGAGCCACCGGUGCCUCCAUAUGGUGAAGUGGAAUACGUUUACGAAGGUGGCAGUGGACUCAAGACGGGUCGACAAAGACUUCGGCUCUCGCUGGUGACGCUGGACCAAUCUUCAGCGGCGCAACUUCCCAAGGGUCACUACCGAGUGGGCACCCGCGCCACUUUCUCGUGCGUGAACCAAUUCUACUCGCUGGUGGGAUCCGGGGUGCGUCGGUGCCUGCCUGACGGAACCUGGACUGGGAGGACCGCCACCUGCAUACCAGUGUGCGGCCGCUCGGAUUCUCCGCGGUCUCCGUUCAUCUACCACGGCAACGUGAGCGAGGCCGGCCAGUGGCCGUGGCAAGUGGGCCUUUCCAUGUGGUCCGCGGGGGAGAAGGCCUGGGACCUGCAGUGCGGCGGUACUCUGCUCUCCGAGAGCUGGGUGGUCACGGCGGCGCACUGCGUCGCCAGGGACCGGCGCGGGAAUUUGCACGCGCCGAAGGACUUGCGCCUCUACAUGGGGAAGUACCACCGAGACGACGCGCUCGACGACGCCUUCGUGCAAGUGCGCACUCCUCAGGAGAUCCACGUGCACGAUGACUACGAUCCCGUAAAAUAUGACUCCGACAUCGCGAUGGUGCUGCUCGAUAGGCCGGUGGAACUUAGCAGUCGGGUGCAGCCCAUAUGUCUGCCCAGCGAGAGGACUUCGCAGUCAAACAUCGUUGACGGCCGACUCGGCGUGGCGACCGGAUGGGGCCAGACCGAGAACAGGAGCUACGCGGACGUCCUGCGACAGGCCGUGAUCCCCGUGGUGUCAGCGCAGGAGUGCGAGCGCGCCUACCGCGAGGGCCGCUUUCCCCUGACGGUCACCUCGAACAUGUUCUGCGGUGGCUACGUCAAGGGGCGGGUGGACGCCUGCACGGGCGACAGCGGCGGCCCGUUCGCCUUCGUCGACGAGUCCGUGGCCGACCGACGGGUGUGGGUGCUGGAAGGGAUCGUCAGCUGGGGAGGGCCCCGAGGAUGCGGAGCGCCGAACCACUUCGGCGGGUACACCAAGGUCGCAGCGUUCAUCGAAUGGAUACGCCAGUUCCUGUAACGCGUCUGCGUCAGUCGCGCGAGCGGCAAACUGUCGCAGAUCGACAGAGAACGUCGUUCACAGAAAAGACCACAGCAUGCUUGGCACGUCUCCUGACGGGCAGCAGACCGCAUUGCUCACUAGACCCUGUGUUUGGACUUUCUUGGAAUAUUCACAGCUAGCGGCAUAUACCGGCAGAACUUAAAUUCAAGGGAUAUUUUUCGCCUGGUAGCUUCUUUUUUCUUUUUUCUUUCAGAUGGAUUCAAUAUAUAUUUUGCGGGAUGAUCACACAGAAGCGCACUCUGGACACACCACUGCAAACCGCUGUGGCUCAAGGGAUACGGCAUAGUAUCUCUGAGCACCAACUGGCGCGAGCUUGAUAGACGGUAGUUGGGAUGAGCCCAUUCCGAGAUCGGUGCUCAAAGGGCAGAACUUCUCGCGUACUUAAAUUUACAUGCGUUUGGAGAACCACAGGGUGUCGAAAAUCAAAUCCAAAGCGUCUUGCUAUGCAACUUCUCGUUUAGACCAAAUUGUUGCUUUGAGUCGUUAAAAUCCAUCAAUCAUAGUUGCUUAAUGCAUCAGAAGGGUGGAUCCCGAGGAGAAAGACCCCAAUCCACAGAGAAAUCGCCAUCGUGUGUCGUCACCCCUACGCCGAUUCAUUUGCACGAAGCGGUCCUGCUUUGCUUUCUGUUUGCAGCAGAAUUUAGUAAGUUAGUAAGAAUGAUUACAGAAGUGAUGUGCGCAGCAUUCUCAACGUGGACGCCAAAGCUGUCCCAUUCGCUAUGGUCCAACGUGCGAUAAAAGUGACACGGUGACUGUAAGAGUAGCCGUCUACAAGAGUGGAGAAAACUACAGUGCCCGGCCUCAUGAUUAGCACCUGAAUAGAGCACGACAUUAACCCUUGAGUGACGAUUGUUGCCUAGCAACACACCAGAAAAAAUAUUCCUUACUAACUUUCAGUAUUGAGUAAGAAAUUUCUGGCUAAAUGUUUUCGGCCAAUACUGAAUGACAGGCAGCAAGCGUCAUUUGUUAGUUUGCAGCAGGAACAUUGGACGAGGAAGAAGUGUGGCACGUAACUCACUGUCUUUUGAAAGGAAGGUCAGAGGAGACAGGCCGAUGCAAGAUGUCCAGCUACAGUGGUGUCACACAUGUAAUGUAAAGCAAAUGAAAUGUACCCCUAUGGUUCGCAUAUGAUGAAAGCCUCGGCUGAAGCCCACUUCAAGUUUCUUGCCUGGGGCUUUCCCCCUAUUGCUGGCAAAAUAUCAUUUUUUUUGUUCGUUAUGAUUACUCUUGAUGUGUUUUGCACAUUUAGAUAGAAAAUAUACGUUUUUCUGCUUAUUUGUGAGCCUCGUCCUGAAAGGGGUAAUACAUAUACUGUCAUUAAUAACGUCCAGUUCGAACAUGCGUUGUUUCUAGUCAAAGUAUACCACGGGAAGUUUUAUGAUGAGUUGUCGAGACUUGUCUGCAUUGCUGUGCGAGGUGCCCUAAUAUUAGGAUGACAUCUUCAGCUGUUCUGAACGCUGUAUAUUGAGAACAGUCGCAUGGAUUAAUGAACGGUUCAUUUGAAGUUGAUUUUAAGGUAUGUUUUCUUAAUGCGUAAGGACACGUUCGCGCCGGCGCAUGUUCGGUUUGAGAUAAUUCCCGUUUUGUUUGAGAAGCAGUCCGUUUUUGACAAGCGUUCUUUGGACUAUAUGUGUUUUCGUUAAUUACCUAUUAGUUUCUUUCCACUUUAGUAACCUUGCUGUAAAAAACGUUUUGAAAAACCAACACAUUUUUGCGAAAAUUAAACUGUACCUGCUAUGUGGAAUCUAUGCACAAUAUUCGGCGCGGUCGUCAUUUUUACCAUUUUUGGAAACUUAUUCCUGAUACAAACUUUAUACAAAUAUCAACUCCAUGUUGAUGCACACGUGUGCAGCUUUUUUUGUUUUCGGCUGAGGCAAUCAGUGCACAUCUCGAAUGGUGCAUAAAAUUAUACGCGUGGAGGCUUUAGGAGAGGUCAAGAAAUGAAUUUGAAACAGAACAGCGCGGUUCUGAUUCAAAUAUGGCUUACCAACUCGCACAAGCGUCAGUUUUAACAAUGAAUGAAGUUCUCACGCGAAUUAGUUCAUUCUGUUCAGUACAAGUUCACGUUGAAAGGAGAUGGGGUAGGAAUUCUGAGCUCAAAUUGAAAUCUAAACCGAGGAGCUCAGAAAAAGAAAGCUUAGGAGAGAGUACGUCGUGGAGCACUGAGCCUUUAUUCGUGAGGUAACCACUUCUCGCACCAUUCUCUCCCGGCUUAGCAAAUCGCUGGAAACACGCACACCAGACGUAGCUUGGUUCGUAGUAGAUUUGAUUGCCGCUGGCCGCCGUAGUUGCCGCUGUUUUUUUUCCAGUCCGUGCAUUUCGCUUUGCGCUCGCCGCAUUUGAUACCUUUCGUUCUCGUGCUCGAUAACUAGAAACGAAGGGCUUCCACGUAGUGUUCGGGCAGGCGUGUGGCCUUGGUGGAGUAGAUGGCUCUCGCCUUCAGCCAACAUGUCCAGAACACUGCAGCAUUGUAGGUACUAUGAGCGAAGUAGACAAACUAUGAGCAGCAACAUGCGAGAAAUGAGAUCGAUUUCGAUUUAUUCUAUAUCGUCGAGCGCAGCGCAAGUGUUCAUGACUGAAACAACGAUGCGAAAAGAAAAAUGUCUGGAUGCUCGAAGCAUAAAAAGUGCGAUUAUCUAGGGUACCCGCGUGAAUUUCGUUUCAUACCUUUGCAGGAGUGACGUCUUCAACUGCCGUUUCAACUCUUAUAAACUGCAUGUUUCACACUGCUAUAACUGCCAUGUGCUGUUUUUGCACUGCCAGGUGAGCAAUUAACAUAACCAUAAGGAGGACUAUACCGCAGUCGUAUGCGUAUAUACUGCGUAGCUGAAGACAGUUAUUUGUGUUUUCAUGAAAUGUUGCUCAAGUGCCUAUAAUAUACUUCAUUUUGCGGCAUGUAGAUAGGUAAAGCGCAGCCGUGUCUUGUCACCAGCGCUAUUGUUGUUGUUGGAGCCUGUGAUGCGUCCCACCAUGGGGGAUUGGCCAAGAGAUGGGUGGAUUAUUCCAAAUUAAUAUGGAGCAUAAUUUCUGUAUUGAAGUAGUCAAGCGCAGUCGCAUCUUGCCACCAACGCUAUUCUGUAUUGAAGUAGUCGGCUUGCUCCAGCGAGAAGCAAAGCGAUUUUCAUUUUAAAGCGUAAGCAACGAUAUGCGCAGAUACUAGUACCUGUGUUGCAAGUAACGUCUUUGAAGUUUCGUUCUACCCCAUGUUGCUAUUAUGCGAUCAGCCUUUGGCAAAUCCGUACGUUGGGGUGAGCCUUGGUCGCUGGACAGCUAUAGUCACAUUGGCACUCUACAGCCUGCUGCCGCCAUUGAUCAUGAUCACCUGAUCACCUCACUUCGAUGCCGUUGGUUAGAUCUUUCGCUACGAGCACGAUAAACAAUAUACUGCCACUUAUUAGUGCGCGAAGUGCGACGAAUGGACGUCGUGGUUUGUAAGAAUUCAAUAAAUUUUGCGACACUGCUUUGAAACGAUUUGUCGCUGCGUUACUCGCCAACACUUGUGAAAACUGCAUUGAAUAUUCGUCCCCUAUCGAGGUUAGAGCAUUCACGAUUUUCUUCGACCACUCGUCUUCUACCGACG
This is a messenger RNA of Dermacentor albipictus, 6760 nucleotides long. RefSeq names its product limulus clotting factor C-like. The record is from RefSeq and is a predicted model, not a curated record. Gene Ontology annotation, molecular function: serine-type endopeptidase activity. Lineage: Eukaryota; Metazoa; Arthropoda; Arachnida; Ixodida; Ixodidae. Gene Ontology annotation, biological process: proteolysis.